Molecule: messenger RNA, 3603 nt
Organism: Physcomitrium patens
Lineage: Eukaryota; Viridiplantae; Streptophyta; Bryopsida; Funariales; Funariaceae
Product: glycosyltransferase BC10
Cellular component (GO): membrane
Molecular function (GO): glycosyltransferase activity
Source: RefSeq, a predicted model, not a curated record
ACAAACACGCAGCUCCUGGUGCCACCGCCACAGCCCUGUUGCCUUUGCAAGCACAAGCUUCGCCGUUGUGCGUUUCUCCACAACGUCUCGUUUCAAUCGCCGCCUCAGUGCUCAGAUCUGCAUCCUCAUCUUGCGUCGAAGAAGCAGAAGAGUACCCACCUUAGGUAAUGCUGCGCCUAGAUCGCUAUGAAGUUGGAUCCGUGAGUCUACAGCUGACCAUCCACAACACCCAGUGUAUAUGUGUAUGUGUGUGUUUGUGGGGGUGAGUGUGUGUGUGGGUGUGUGAGUGAGUGUGUGGGUGUGUGAGUGAGUGAGUGUGUGGGUGUGUAGGACAAGAACAGGACAAUGGUGGUGAGUUUGAGGAUGCCUAGUGACAAGUGCCUCGCAGUUUGAGGCCGAGGGCAGGAGUCAAGUCAGUUCUAAUCACCGUAUUUUUAAGGCACACAUAGGCACACUCACCUUGACUUGGCCGCUCACCAUGAGCUGGUCAUCGCUGGGACUGGGUCACCACAGGGUCUGUCCACUACUAGGUUGAUGACGUCGCAGCUGGGGACGAGAGAACAAAGCGGGUGGGACAUGAGCCAAACAAUGCGUAAAGGACCGAUAACCUGCAAGCCGUGGUUUUUUAUUUUUUAUAUAUUUAGGUCAGCGUCCCAUGCACACGGGGAAAGAAUGACUGCUGCUUUUUGGACCGCAGAUGUAGAGUGCAAAUGUUUAGAUGCAUCAGCUCACGUCAUCACUCUCAAAGAGUUUUGUUUUUUUCCUUCGGCACCAGACACUUUUGGUUUUAUUACCGCCACGAUAGCCCUUCUCGUGUCUGCCUGUCUUGGUCGUGGCCUUCUAAAGCUAAUGGAAGGAAGAAUUAUUGAGGGAGAAUCCUGACUUUGGCUUGUGUCGUUCGAGGUGCACCAGGAGGUCUGGGUUUUCUUUUGUCCGUAGAGCUAGUGUCUGGUCGAUGCAGUGUGAUCAUCGAGCUGGUGGGUGCCCACAGCCCGUGGUGUUCUGCAACUGCCUGCAACACCGCUCGUUUGAGAGUUUUCAAUUCGUGUGGUAAUGAUUUGGCAGUCAUCUGCGUGGCUUUUGACGGUCAACUGAGUAGUACGCCAUUUGUCACACGAAUUUUUCAAAAGAAAUUCUUUCUGGGAUCAUAAUGAGAACUUUCUCUCAAGCAUGGAGCAUUUCCUAGAUUACGCAAAUCACUUCACUUCUGAAGGUGGCUCAUCUGAGGGAGGCUGAGGAAGCUGUUUUCCGUAUCAUCCUGUGAGAACCCGUCCAGUCUGUACAUGUCACGGGACACUUUGUUGGUGCACUGGACAAAGGCUUGUGGUCGAAGUCGCCUUGGUCUGCAAUCAGUGCUAGUCACUGUUGUAAAUGAGAUUUAUAUUCCUACCCUUUUUCGAUGUAACGCGGUAUCUGGAUCCCUGUCUCUUAAGCGUAGGUUAUAUCAAGUGGUUGGAUUGUUUCCAGGAUGAGCUUUGCAAAAAUGAGCUGUAGAGGACUGCUUGCGUUGACAAGCGGUAGGGUGCGGCAAACGCAGUCCAUGUAGUCGGAGUGACUGACACUCUUCAAUUCAAAUCUGUUUGAUUGUCAGCAUUACAACUGGCCAAGCUAUCAACCCAGUUUGUGAUCACUUUCUGAUGCGAUCUGAAAUCAUAUGACUACUGGAAGUACUACUUUCGAGCGAUGUUUUCCUCUUCGUUCCUCUAAUUCUUGUUGCCCUCCUAUCUUUCUCUGAAUUUUGCCCUUCGCCUGCGUAAAAAAACGAGGGCCAGGACCUUUCUACUUCUUCGAAGCUCGGACAAUGAAUGGGUUGUAUCGUGAGUCUUCAUGGAAUUUCACUCAGUUGAGUCCGUUCUGGGAGGAGAAUAAAUUGUGAGGCUGCCUACUUCUUUAUAUGUUUUUGUCGAUGCAGGAACUUUUUCUAGCUUCAUAUGAAGUGUAAGAUGCGUAGUGUCUAGAGAAAUUUUGCCCGUCCAGAUCCUCCCGAGACGAGGAGUGUAUUCGUCGACGAUGACAAACGUGCUUAGUCCAUCAAACUCCGGCCGUCUGGGGUUUCUGAAGUCCCAGCAAGAUGUGUGGCUCACCCGGGGGGGCAUUGUGGUCCUAAUACUAGGCUCCUUCAUGUUUUUCAAGUUCUUGAUCGACUCGCAGCCGAGUCCCAUUCCCGCCGAAUUCACUAUCGGUCGGCUCUCCCCACAAGCCUCAGCGGAUUGUCAAAAUUGUACUCACCCCAGGGUUGUGUCGACUGACCCCACUUCUAGGUUACCAGAAUCGACGUUUCCCAAUUCUUACCUCCCCUGCAAAGAUUACGUGAAACCAGGAAGCAGCACUCAUGAUUUAGAUGUCGACAAGUAUUUCAAAGUAUCGGUUGAGGAUUCGGAGCUUCUCCAUGCUGCUCAAGACGCUGCGACCAAUCCUCUACCAGAUGGAAAACCCAAAAUUGCAUUCCUAUUCAUCCUUCGGAAGGAGAUCCCACUUGAGCCUCUGUGGGAGCGAUUCUUUGCGGGAGCGGAUAAUGAUUCCUACUCUAUAUAUACUCACGCGAGCUGGUGGGUUAACCAGUUUCCGAACUCGUCCGUCUUCCACAACAGAUCCAUUUCAACCAAGGAAGUAAAGCGCUUCGAUAUUACUCUUGUAGACGUUGUCCGCAGAUUGCUGGCAUUUGCCUUGUUGGACACAGGCAGAGCUAAUAUGUGGUUCAUGCUAGUCUCUGAGGCGUGCAUGCCAGUUCGGAGCUUUCCUUACGUUUACGACUAUUUCAUGAACUCCACCACGAGCUUCGUCGAAUCCUAUUCUCCACUGAAGAGGUUCAAGCGGUGGCACACGGAGCCCCUGUUCAAAUUGGAGCAGCUUCACAAGGGUGAGCUAUGGGUGUCCAUGCACCGCCGCCAUGCCGGAAUGGUGGUCGGUGAUGUCACAUUUUACCGCAAAUUCAAAGCCGAUUGCCGUGACGACUGCGUCCUUGAUGAGGAGUAUGUACAGACUCUGCUCCAUAUCUUGGAUCCCAAGGGAAUCGCCAAUCGGUCAGUCACUUACGCAGACUGGUCCAAUCCCAAACACGGGGACUCCCCUUUGAAGCACAAUGUCUCGCAUAUAAACCUCGAGCUGUUCCGGAAGAUUCAGAACAGGACAGAAAACAGGGAUGGGCAAUAUAUGGACUCGUCUGACGACUUAAAUCACACCAUGCAAACGUGUAUAUACAACGGACGACCUAGUUCACCCUGCUUUUUAUUUGCUCGGAAGUUUUCAGGUGAACCUGCAGAUGUUGAAGCUUUAGUGAAACUCCCAAAGAGUAUUUUGGGCUACUAAAAUGUGCCAGGGAUCAGUCGCAACCUCCUAUAAUUACUACCCUGAUCCCUGUGACUGAUAGAGACACAACAGAAUUGUGUCCUUUCUAUUCUAGGUAACGAUUGUCAGUGAGGAGUUGCAGGGAUUUAACCAGAUGUGGAAUGUAAUAACUAGAGAAAGGUUUUAGAAUGAUAGUACAUCUCUUAUGCCAAUGAUGUGUCAUGAGGGCGAAGUAGCAGAUUCAAUUCUUAUCUGUACAUAAGACAAAAAAAUAUAAAACGUAGCUGCGUUCACAUCUAAUUUCUCCACUGUUGA